Torulaspora delbrueckii is the source of this 1335-nucleotide messenger RNA. RefSeq lists its product as uncharacterized. Gene Ontology annotation, molecular function: ATP hydrolysis activity. Lineage: Eukaryota; Fungi; Ascomycota; Saccharomycetes; Saccharomycetales; Saccharomycetaceae. The coding region runs from base 1 to 1335 and encodes 444 amino acids. The record is from RefSeq and is a predicted model, not a curated record. The transcript has a single exon.
AUGCUUUGCAAGAGACUAAUGACAACCGGAUUUAAGCAUGCUAGGAGGGCUGGAAGAGCAGCACAGGAUGCUGCUCAGUCAAUUGCUGUGGAUAAGUUGUCCCAUGUAAAGCUUUCGCAGGAACAGACAGAAUUGAGGCAGAAAGUGUUAGAGUUUACCAGAAAUCACCUCAAGAGCUACAAUGGCGAUCAGCCGGCUAUGUUUGUGAUUCAAGGUGACGCAGGUACUGGUAAAUCGGUCGUGCUCAAUUCUCUGUUUAAUGAGAUCCAGCGUUUGUCUAGUGGAAGUGGAAGCGAUGAUAUACUUCAUGGAACUAAGAACUUUCUAGUGGUCAACCAUCCUGAGAUGUUAAAACUUUAUUUGAGAAUAAGUAAAGGGUUCAAAUACAUUUCUAGGUCGUCAUUGGAACGUCCAACUUCCCUUAUCAAUGCUUUGCAAAAGAAGAAUGAGAUGGCUGACGUUGUUAUUGUAGAUGAAGCUCACCUGUUGGCCACAUCAAAAGAUGCGUUCAAGAGGUUUUAUGGCGAGAAUCAUUUGCAAGAGUUGCUUUCGCUAGCCAAAGUUUUGAUUUUGGUUUACGAUGAUAAGCAAGCGCUGAGGAUGGGUUGUUACUGGGAGGAGGAUACCAAGAAUGGAGCCAAUUUGAAAUCUUAUUUUGACAAAAUCCCUUCGGAUAAGAGAGAUUGGUAUAACCUAAAGCAGCAAUUCCGUGUUGCUGCACCCAAGGAUGUUCUCCAAUGGAUAGAUGAGAUUAGCACGGAAGGUGUGAUACCCGAAUACCCCAAGAGCUGCAAAACGGCUGGCCCAGAGGACUUUGACUUCAGAGUAUGGGAAGACUGCGGAGCCAUGUACGAUGCCCUCAAAGAAUUAGAUGCCAAAUAUGGUCAAUGCAGAAUGUUGGCGACUUAUGACUUUCCUUAUAGACUGGACGGAAAGGACUAUUUUGUUACAUGUGGGGAUAAUUUCAAGGUACGUUGGGAUAGGUAUACGCCUAGAGCCGUGUUACCUUGGAGUGAAAGAGCUGAUACGAUUGACGAGGUUGGUAGUGUUUACACCAUUCAAGGGUUUGAUCUCAACUAUGCUGGUGUUAUCUUGGGUAGAUCUGUUAGUUACGACGCUGCAAAUGACCGCAUCAAGUUAAAGCCUGAGCUAUAUGACGAUCAUGCUGGGUUCACUAAGAAGAAAAACAUAAAGGAGGUUGACCACGUCAAGAACAAAAUUAUCAUGAACAGUAUCAACGUUCUUCUCACUAGAGGUGUCAAGGGCCUAUUCGUAUACGCAUGGGAUCCCGAAUUGAGAGAAAGGCUGAAGCAAACUCGUGAAGCUUCCUCAUAA